Molecule: messenger RNA, 738 nt
Organism: Rotaria sp. Silwood1
Lineage: Eukaryota; Metazoa; Rotifera; Eurotatoria; Philodinida; Philodinidae
Source: the annotation of a GenBank genome assembly
AUGACGUGGUGUUUUCGUCUUUUUAUUUUGAUCAGUUUUACGUUCAUUUUGGUCAACAGCGGCAGGAUUAAACGCCAAGGAGGAGGAGGUGGUGGUGGAGGUGGAGGUGGUGGUGGUGGUAGUGGUGGAAGGGUAAAAUACAAACAGUUUCAUGGUGGUGGUUCAAGUUUCGGAGGUACAAGUGGAUAUGGAGGAAGCUUAAGUGGAGGAGUCAUUGCAGGCAUAGUUGUCGGCGUGGUCCUACUAACACUUUUGGUUGGAUGCUAUUUGUUAUUAAGUUGUUUAGACCUAACUCCAUGUCAGAAAGGUCGACCAUUACGUUCAAGCCGUUCUUACAUUAAUGGUGGAACUGCUUGGGAAUAUGAUAUAAGUAAUUCUAUCUUUAUACCAGCUACAUUUGCAAGUUACUAUUAUCAAUAUGGCAUGAAUCAUGGACCAUUUAAUAUGAAUCUUGGAUUCUAUCCCGAAGCUGGUUAUAGUGUUCAUGGAGGAGGAAAUGAUGAUGUUGGUACUUAUAUUAUAACAGGUAUUUAUUCACCAAGCACUCUUCGAAUGAGUUUGAAAAAACACUAUCAAAUUGGAACAGGAAAUCCACGAGAAAAUUUAGGACAUCAAGUAAAAAUUCAAGUCGAAUGGAAUCAUAAUAAUCGACAGUUUGAAGGGAAAUAUUAUGUUCGAACAAGAUUACAUAAAGAUGAAAAUAUAUUUAUAAUUCGAUAUGAAGGUACUACAUUUUAA